AUGAACAUGAGUAGAAAAAAGGGAAACUUGAAUGAAAGAGAUAUUGAAGAUUAUCUUAGUAAGUUAGAAGGCGGUUGGCUCUCAGAAGAUGGCCUUGAUGACCAAGAUUCCGAUGAUGAAAACCGCGAUGCUGAUGAAGUUAUAAGAGUGAUGCAGGAGGAGAACGAUGAUGAUGAUAAUGAUGUGGAUGAAACUGCUGACAUUGAUCCUCCUCUUGUAGAACCAGAAGAUCAAGAAUCCUCUCACCCAUCAACAUCAUCCAAUUUGCAAAAUGCUCAAGAAAGAGGUGGACCUAAAAAGAGUUUGCUUACAAUGGGCCAAUUCAGAAAUGAAUUGGCCUUUGUGCUAUGCACCAGAGGGACCACCAAAGAAGCUAAAAGAGGGCGUCCUAGUACCAGUUUACUAGAAGAAGAACUACAAUAA
This is a messenger RNA of Parnassius apollo (apollo), 423 nucleotides long. The record is from the annotation of a GenBank genome assembly. NCBI's taxonomy places the organism in Eukaryota, Metazoa, Arthropoda, Insecta, Lepidoptera, Papilionidae.